AUGUCCUGCUACGACCUGUACCCCUCCGCUGCCUGCGGCGCCCUCCGGCCCCAGCCCCUGGCUGACAGCGGGAACGAGCCGUGCGUCCGCCAGUGCCCCGACUCCACCACCGUGAUCCAGCCUCCCGCCGUGGUGGUCACCUUCCCCGGCCCCAUCCUCAGCUCCUUCCCCCAGGAUUCUGUGGUGGGAUCUGCUGGAGCUCCCGUCCUCGCUGCCUCUGGCACCUCCCUGGGCUAUGGGGGCUACGGAUCCCUGGGCUAUGGGGGUCUCUAUGGAUAUGGGGGUUAUGGCUCCCUGGGCUAUGGGGGUUUGUAUGGAUAUGGGGGUUAUGGAUCCCUGGGCUACGGGGGUCUGUGGGGCUAUGGGGGUCUGGGGUCCUGUGGGGGCUACCGGGGUCUGUAUGGCUCUGGCAGACUCUUUGGCUCUGGCUAUUGCAGCCCCUACUCCUCCUGGUACGGCCGCUAUGGCCGUGGCUACUGGGGCUCCUGCUAAACCCUACGGAAACAUCCCUGAGUAAGGAAUCGCCAGCAACGGAGAGAUACAAUCCUGGCCCCAGAGGAGGUGUUGCGACCAUGGCCACCCCACUCAAGUGGAGCUGGAAGCAUACAACUCCUCCUUGAUUCAUUCACCUUCUACUUGUUUUCUUCUGGGCUUUUUACUUGACUGUGUGUAUGUAAUAUGUGGGAUGAAAAAAUAGUUUAUCUUCUUCUAAAAUGCAACUUCACUGUCCAACUGGAGAAGAGCAACCCUGGAAGGAGUUGCCUGUGAUCUCAUGUUCUUCAUACUCUGCAAUGUUUUUCUGUGAACGCUUUUUUCUCAUUAAAGUGAUUCUGUUCUGCAAAACAAAAAA
This is a messenger RNA of Melospiza georgiana, 850 nucleotides long. RefSeq names its product scale keratin-like. Bases 1 to 492 code for a protein of 163 amino acids. NCBI's taxonomy places the organism in Eukaryota, Metazoa, Chordata, Aves, Passeriformes, Passerellidae. Gene Ontology annotation, molecular function: structural constituent of cytoskeleton. Gene Ontology annotation, cellular component: intermediate filament. The transcript has a single exon. The record is from RefSeq and is a predicted model, not a curated record.